This is a messenger RNA of Durio zibethinus, 2684 nucleotides long. Its product is annotated as UDP-glycosyltransferase 88F3-like. Gene Ontology annotation, molecular function: UDP-glucosyltransferase activity. The record is from RefSeq and is a predicted model, not a curated record. Lineage: Eukaryota; Viridiplantae; Streptophyta; Magnoliopsida; Malvales; Malvaceae.
AAACUUACUAAGGUCCAAAUCAUUUCACUGUUUUAAAAAGUAGCUUGGUUUUAAAGUCCGGGUCGCCGUGACUUUUUAACGGCUCGGAUGUUAAAAAGCGGUUGACUAUUCAACCGCCCUUACCAUUCCCCAAUGAUGCUUUAUGGAAUAGUGUCGGCGACUCCUUUUCUCGGAGCAAGAGUGUUCGUUCAGAACUAUACAUACUGCCACUACCCAAAGGAUGUGGCCCACCUUUAUUUGUUAAAUUUAUAAUAAAACCCCUCUUUUCUGUCACCUCUCCCUCUUCGAAGGAACAAGCAGAAGUCAUUGCUCAUAGCCACAGCUAAACGAGGCAAUCAACCGAAGAAAACAAACAAAACAAAACAAUGCAAGGGACGAUCGUCCUCUACCCAUCGCCAGGGUUGGGCCAUGUGCUGUCAAUGAUAGAGCUAGGCAAACUCUUCCUUCAACAUUGCAACAACCAAUUUUCCGUCACCAUCCUGCUUACUACUGGCUUUUGGGACUCUCCAAGCAUCAUUUCUUACAUCAAUGCUGUCUCCCAAGCCUACACAUCUAUCUCCUUCCUCCGCUUCCCAUCCAUCUCGGUCGACAUGUCUCAAAACUGCAGCACUGCCGCAAUUGCCUUCCAGUUCAUCCGCCUCCAUGCCCCAAACGCACUCCAUUCUCUUCAAGAAAUCUCCAAAAAUCAAAACAUCACUGCUUUUGUUAUAGAUCUUUUCUGCACUUCUACUUUAUCCAUAGGAAAAGAUCUCAAAACCCCCACUUUUUACUUCUAUACGUCCGGUGCUUCUACCCUAGCUGCCUUUCUUCAGUUCCCAAAGCUUGAUAAAGAAAUCACAGGAAGCUUCAAAGAUCUCCCUGAUACGGUCUUCUAUUUCCAGGGCGUGCCACCGUUGAAAGCCGUACACAUGCCUGAACCCUUACUUGACAGAGAAGAUCCAGCUUAUCAUGAUCUUAUAUGCUUCUGUUCAGGUCUUCUACAAUCGGAUGGAAUUAUUGUUAACAGUUUUGAAGAUCUUGAACCGAUUUCCAUCAAGGCUAUUGCUGAUGGUUUAUGCCUUGAUGAUGCUCCAACUCCACCAACUUUCUACAUCGGACCAUUGAUUGCAGCAGUUUGUAGCAAAGCUGAAAACGACUACUGUUUAUUAUGGCUGGAGAAGCAACCCAGUAAAAGCGUCGUGUUCUUGUGCUUUGGGAGCCGUGGAACGUUCUCUCCACCCCAAGUUAAAGAAAUAGCAAAGGGGUUGGAAAGAAGUGCACAAAGGUUCUUGUGGGUUGUAAAAAAUCCACCCGACAAGGAAAAGGCAAAGCAAGCUGAAGAUAGCCCCGAUGUCGAUUUAGACUAUCUUUUGCCAGAGGGGUUUAUGGAGAGAACCAAAGAUAGGGGUCUGGUUGUGAAGUCAUUUGCACCACAAGUUGCAGUGCUGAACAAGGACUCAGUUGGUGGCUUUGUGACUCACUGUGGGUGGAACUCCAUAUUGGAAGCAGUGGUCGCCGGGGUGCCAAUGAUUGCAUGGCCUUUAUAUGCAGAGCAACGCUUGAAUCGGAACAUUUUGGUUCAGGAUAUGAAGAUGGCAAUUCCGGUGGAGCAAAGAGAGGGAGAUGGGUUUGUGAGUGGAAUUGAGUUGGAGAAGCGAGUGAGAGAGUUGAUGGAAUCCAAUAAUGGCAAGGAGCUUAGAGAAAGGAGCUGGAAGAUGAGAGAGAAGGCCUUGGCUGCUUGGGGUCCAUCAGGGUCUUCCGCUAAAGCGCUUACCAAGCUGAUUGAGUUCUGCAAGCAAGGUUGAGGCUUUGAGCACCUCAUAAUUCCAUGGUUAAUUUAUUGUUCUGUAAAAGAUGGAUGAUACAAUAAUGGUGUGGGUUUUUCAGUGAGGAUUGCAAAUCUCAAUUUGAUUUCUCCCCCUUUACCUUUACUUCAAUUUCGGCUUUGGCGCUACUAUUCCCUUCGGGAUGUGUUUGUUUUUUAUGGUUGUUUUUUUUUUUUUGGUGGGCUGUGGGCAUUUUGUUGGUGAUAAUUGGUAACUUCGGUCUUUUGGUUGAGGACAAAAGAAUUUUUUGGGGGGUUGAACUGGUCUGUGGCGAUUCUGGUCGGGUUUCGGUAGGGUGGUUGUUUUUUCGUAGGUGAUUGGUGUCAGAGAGGUGGCGAAGGGUGGUGCUGGUAGAGGCAGUGCGAGUUUUUGAUCGAACCUUUGCUGGGAUUCACUCGAAAUUCUCCCUUUCACCGGUGGCAGUGGGUUCAAAUUUAUAGAAAAACUUAGAGAUUAAAAUCCCGGAUUUCCUGGGACUAUGGCUUGCAUGCACCUUUGAAUUUUCCAAUUCCACUUUAGAUCGAGGUCCUUAUAGGGAUGGGUAAACUGCCAUUACAAAAAAGGUUGGAUUCCUGGGAAAGGGAGGUUGUAGGGGCGUAUGGUAGGUUGGCUCCAUAGUGGGUAGAAGAGACUAGCAGCUGACAUGGGGUGGCUGGUAGGGCGGAUUUACAGGGUAGAUGGGGGCUAGGCCGGUGGAGGCUCGUCGUUGCCAAUUAAUUUUUUUUAUUUUUGAUUUGAUUUUUUUAAUUAAAUUUUCUAGAUUAAAACUUGAAACAAGUUUGGGCUUUAUACUUGAAACCAGUUAAAACCCAACUGAUUUGAACUUUAAGAUCUUAAGCGCCAACGACUCAUGCAAAUUGCAAUGGACUUUGGACUAAA